ACUUGAUGUGCACACUAGAUUCCUCUCCGUCUCUCUCGUGAUGAACGGCAGCUGAGCAUCCACCCCGAAGCGUGAUCCUUCACCACAGUUUCAAGCGACUUACCCCCCCAGUCAAGUUUUCUCGAGUUGUGGUGGGAUCUCUUUAUUAAUACCCUGGCCCUGUUAACUCCGAGUUGGUCCGAGCGGGACCGUGAAAGCGUCCGCGGGGCCAGGCUGCGCGAGCCGUGGAACUGCCCCGAGCCCCGCGCGCUCAUGGACGGGGACAUCAUGGACAAACUGGAGGACAUGGCAUCGGUCUAUGAGUUCGACCCGUUAACGGGUAACAUCCCCGCCACCAAAGUGGAGAUCACAGUAUCGUGCAGGAAUCUGUUAGACAGAGACACGUUCUCCAAAUCUGAUCCACUGUGUGUUUUGUAUACUCAAGGAGUGGAGACCAAGCAGUGGAGAGAGUUUGGAAGAACGGAGGUGAUCGACAACACACUAAAUCCAGACUUUGUCCGGAAAUACAUCCUGGACUACUUCUUUGAGGAAAAGCAGAGCUUGCGCUUUGAUUUAUAUGAUGUUGAUUCUAAAAGUCCUGACCUUUCCAAACAUGACUUUCUUGGCCAGAUGUUCUGCACAUUGGGAGAAAUUGUGGGGUCACCAGCCAGUCGACUAGAGAAACCGCUUGGGGGGAUACAAGGGAAGAACUGUGGUAUUAUCAUCUUAAGUGCUGAGGAACUUGGGAACUGCAGGGACAGUGCGACCAUGCAGUUUUGCGCCAAUAAAUUGGACAAGAAGGACUUCUUUGGGAAAUCCGAUCCAUUCAUGGUCUUCUACAGAAGCAAUGAAGACGGCACGUUUACAAUCUGCCAUAAGACAGAAGUGGUGAAGAACACAUUAAACCCAGUUUGGCAGCCAUUUACAAUCCCAGUCAGAGCUCUCUGCAACGGUGACUACGACAGAACAAUAAAAGUGGAGGUGUACGAUUGGGAUCGUGAUGGCAGCCACGAUUUCAUCGGUGAAUUCACCACCAGCUACAGAGAAUUAGCCCGAGGACAGAGCCAGUUCAACAUAUACGAGGUGGUGAAUCCGAAGAAAAAGAUGAAGAAGAAAAAAUAUGUAAAUUCGGGCACGGUGACACUGCUGUCAUUUUCGGUGGAAUCAGAGUCGACUUUCCUCGAUUACAUCAAAGGCGGGACCCAGAUCAAUUUCACAGUGGCCAUUGAUUUCACCGCUUCUAACGGUAACCCAUCUCAGUCCACAUCUCUUCAUUACAUGAACCCAUACCAGAUGAAUGCCUACGCUCUGGCACUGAAGGCCGUGGGCGAAAUCAUCCAGGACUAUGACAGUGACAAGAUGUUUCCAGCACUGGGCUUUGGAGCCAAACUUCCCCCUGAUGGACGGGUGUCUCAUGAGUUUCCCCUAAACGGCAAUAUUGAAAAUCCCUACUGUAAUGGCAUUGAGGGGAUUUUGGAGGCGUACCACCAGAGUUUAAAGACCGUCCAGCUAUAUGGGCCCACAAACUUUGCACCUGUUGUUAAUCAUGUGGCCAGGUACGCAGCUGCUGUCCAGGAUGGCUCACAGUACUUUGUCCUCCUCAUUAUCACAGAUGGGGUCAUAUCAGACAUGUCACAGACCAAAGAGGCCAUUGUAAAUGCUGCCAAGCUUCCCAUGUCCAUCAUUAUCGUUGGAGUUGGCCAAGCUGAGUUUGACGCUAUGGUUGAGUUGGAUGGCGAUGACAUAAGAAUCUCUUCACGAGGAAAACUAGCAGAGCGAGACAUUGUCCAGUUUGUGCCAUUUCGGGAUUACAUGGACCGAACGGGAAACCACGUGUUGAGUAUGGCACGGCUGGCCAAAGACGUCUUGGCUGAGAUUCCUGACCAGUUCAUCUCCUACAUGAAGACCCGGGGAAUCAAACCCAAUCCAGCACCGCCCCCUUAUACACCUCCAGGACACACACACCACACACAGAUCUGAUCCCAUCCAUGUGCUCUAAAAGUUAGUUUGAGACAGCGGCCCUUUCCCUGGAGCUAAGGGAUAGCUACACUGGAGCUCUAAAGGUUUAUCUCCUGAGGUUACCAUGUGUUUGAACCCUCCGAGACACUCCGAGGUACAGUGGCGUUUUUGUUUGUGAUCUUCAAAUUCCUCCCGUUUUCCUUGGGUAGGACAGUGUGAGUCAAGAAUCUGACCCAAAGGCAGUAUUUUUUUCAUUUUGUUCAAAUAUAAAUAUAUAUAAAUAAAUAUCUAGGCCUGUGACUGUUUCUUAUUUUGUGGAUGAACUGACGAGAGCGGACAAGGACCUGGAGGAUCACGUUUAAGGAAGCGAUUUUUCUGGUUUCAACUCGUGCCUGUCUGUGGCUGUCUCACUGUACAAGGACAAACGUGCCCUAUUCUGACAUUUGACCUUAUUUCACAUCUGUAUACAAGAGUGUGCGUGUGUAUGGUUUUCAGUAAAGUUUUUAGAUCUGUAUCGCUUUAUUUUGUAUCAAGUCAUGCACGUGUGAAUUUGAUUUGUGGAAAAACUUUGUCAUUUGAUUCUUUGUCCACAUCCAUUAUGGUUUAUGAAUGCAGGCGUGAGUGUGAAGAGAAAUAAUACACAUGAAAAGUAUGAUGAGUGCAAUUUUUCAAGCUACAGUAAUUGAGGAAAGCAUGUGCUUGGUCUUUGAUGCAUCAAAAAAUAAGCAUGCGUGAUAUGACGACCAAAACCAUUGCAACCCGACUUUCCUGAUUUCUAAUUUUAUCACCCAUGGGCUUCACACGUAUAAAAUUGCUGGACUGCAAAUGGAUCGAACGUAAAUGCACAUGCACGAUAGACAGUAUGAGCUCUCUCAGAGGCAGAAAAGGAGCGUGCUUCGGCUGUAGUUCAUUCACCGAUUCAAUUUUGUCAAGAGGCUUUUAAACAAAUUAGAGUAUCUGAUGUAUCUGCACACUGCCAGUACAGGACUGAAUGGAGGAGCUCUUGUAAUGGAGCACAUUACGGUCCUGAGCAUAAUAACCAUGAGCAUUUAUCCCUGGGAUUGUGCAUGGGGCAUUAAUUACCUGCAGGCUGCUAAAAGGUGAGAUGUAUCGCUGCCAACCAUAAAGCUUUGUUACACAGAGCGUUCAAUUAAGUCACAGUAAAAUCAAAAGCAUCACAGUCCUUUCUUUACAGUACCUUUCAUGUGUCAUUAAUGCAUUUAAUUUCCUCCAUAGCCAAAAAUUCAAGUCAAUUUAAGUUCAUUUAAGUCAAAAGUUUUUUUUUUUCUUGUGGUUGGUGUAUAAAGUGUUAAACAUUUUACGCACCUACACACAAUAAACUUUUAUUUCUUUAUUAAAGGGAUAGUUCACCCAAAAACGAAAAUUCUGUCAUCAUUUACUCACUCUCAAGUUGAUUCAACCACAAAUUAAGAUAUUUUAAGAUAUUUUUUUAAUAAUGUAAUUUAAACAGAUGAGUUACAAAAAAUUCACCCUCUCACAGUUGUCAUGAAGGACAAAAUAAGACAAAAUUAUUUAUAGACCAAUGUACCAGGCUGUAAACAUAUUAUUUUCUACUGUAAAGUUGGCCAUUUUAACAUGGAGGUCAAUGGGAUUGACUCACUGUUGGAGCCAGCCUCUAGUGGACAGUCGAUGAAUUGCAGUUAAAGUCACUUCCGUAUUAGAGAUUCCGUACUUCAUCAGAGAGAUCGGAAGGCUGACCAUCGUAGUAACCAAACAGUUUUGGAGCACCAUUGACUUCCAUUGUAUUUUUUCCUACUAUGGAAGUCAGUGGUGCUCCUGCUUCAUUACAACUAGCUUUCUUUGUGUUGAGCAAAACUAAGAAAUUCAUAUACGUUUGAAACAACCUGAGUUGGUGAGUAAAUGAUAACAAGAUUUUUAUUUUUGGGUGAACUAUCCCUUUAAAGGAAUAGUCCAUUUUCUUAAAAAAAAAAUUUCUC
Paramisgurnus dabryanus is the source of this 3896-nucleotide messenger RNA. RefSeq names its product copine Vb (gene cpne5b). Gene Ontology annotation, biological process: cellular response to calcium ion. Gene Ontology annotation, molecular function: calcium-dependent phospholipid binding. The record is from RefSeq and is a predicted model, not a curated record. Lineage: Eukaryota; Metazoa; Chordata; Actinopteri; Cypriniformes; Cobitidae. Gene Ontology annotation, cellular component: plasma membrane.